Molecule: messenger RNA, 2450 nt
Organism: Nezara viridula (southern green stink bug)
Lineage: Eukaryota; Metazoa; Arthropoda; Insecta; Hemiptera; Pentatomidae
Source: the annotation of a GenBank genome assembly
UGCAGAGCGAACACCUGGGACCAUCCGGCUGAACAAACAAUAAAGUGACUAUAAGAAGGCGUUGGAUCAGAAGCUAAACCAGAUCAGUAGCGAUGCACAUCUAUUCCAUUGCCCUUGUAGUGCUCUUGGCAGGUUGCGGCCUAGCCGGAAAAUGCGGCGGCGGCAGAGCCCAGACUCAUGUCUACCGACCAGUCUACACACCACUUGCCACAGCCAGCAGCGGAUAUUCAACUAAAUCCAAGCUCAGUGCCGCCGAAAGCUCAGAAAAUGCACAAUCUCAGGAAGCUUCUAACAAGGGAUACUCCAAGGUAGCUUCAGGUUACCCUGGUUACUAUCCUAGUGUUAUUGGAGGAGGUGCUUAUGCUGAAUCCGGUUACGACCAAAGCGCCAAAUCCGCUUCCUCGUCCAAGGCCAGCCGUUCUCUGAACAAAGCAGACUCUACCACUGCAUAUAACAACGGAGUUGUCGCACCUGGUGUUUGGGGUCCAGCUGUUGUUGGCGGUUCAGGUUACUCCACCAAGUCUAAGCUUAACGCUGCUGAAAGUUCUGAAAACGCAAGAUCCCAAGAAUCUUCCAACAAGGGAUACUCCAAGGUCGCUUCUGGUUACCCCGGUUAUGGCGUUAUUGGAGGAGGUGCUUAUGCUGAAUCCGGUUACGACCAAAAGGCCAAAUCCGCAUCUUCUUCCAAGGCCAGCCGUUCUUUGAACAAAGAAGACUCUACCACUGCAUAUAACAACGGAGUUGUCGCACCAGGUGUUUGGGGACCAGCUGUUGUUGGCGGUUCAGGUUACUCCACCAAGUCUAAGCUUAACGCUGCUGAAAGUUCUGAAAACGCAAGAUCCCAAGAAUCUUCCAACAAGGGAUACUCCAAGGUCGCUUCAGGUUACCCCGGUUAUGGCGUUAUUGGAGGAGGUGCUUAUGCUGAAUCCGGUUACGACCAAAAGGCCAAAUCCGCAUCUUCUUCCAAGGCCAGCCGUUCUCUGAACAAAGAAGACUCUACCACUGCAUAUAACAACGGAGUUGUCGCACCAGGUGUUUGGGGGCCAGCUGUUGUUGGCGGUUCAGGUUACUCCACCAAGUCUAAGCUUAACGCUGCUGAAAGUUCUGAAAACGCAAGAUCCCAAGAAUCUUCCAACAAGGGAUACUCAAAGGUUGCUUCAGGUUACCCCGGUUAUGGCGUUAUUGGAGGAGGUGCUUAUGCUGAAUCCGGUUACGACCAAAAGGCCAAAUCCGCAUCUUCUUCCAAGGCCAGCCGUUCUUUGAACAAAGAAGACUCUACCACUGCAUAUAACAACGGAGUUGUCGCACCUGGUGUUUGGGGUCCAGCUGUUGUUGGCGGUUCAGGUUAUUCCACCAAGUCUAAGCUUAACGCUGCUGAAAGUUCUGAAAACGCAAGAUCCCAAGAAUCUUCCAACAAGGGAUACUCCAAGGUCGCUUCAGGUUACCCCGGUUAUGGCGUUAUUGGAGGAGGUGCUUAUGCUGAAUCCGGUUACGACCAAAAGGCCAAAUCCGCAUCUUCUUCCAAGGCCAGCCGUUCUUUGAACAAAGAAGACUCUACCACUGCAUAUAACAACGGAGUUGUCGCACCAGGUGUUUGGGGACCAGCUGUUGUUGGCGGUUCAGGUUACUCCACCAAGUCUAAGCUUAACGCCGCUGAAAGUUCUGAAAAUGCAAAAUCCCAAGAAUCAUCUAACAAGGGAUACUCCAAGGUCGCUUCAGGUUACCCCGGUUAUGGUGUUAUUGGAGGAGGUGCUUAUGCUGAAUCCGGUUACGACCAAAAGGCCAAAUCCGCAUCGUCUUCCAAGGCCAGCCGUUCUUUGAACAAAGAAGACUCUACCACUGCAUAUAACAAUGGAGUUGUCGCACCAGGUGUUUGGGGUCCAGCUGUUGUUGGUGGUUCAGGUUACUCCACCAAGUCUAAGCUUAACGCCGCUGAAAGUUCUGAAAACGCAAGAUCUCAAGAAUCUUCCAACAAGGGAUACUCCAAGGUCGCUUCAGGUUACCCCGGUUAUGGUGUAAUUGGAGGUGGUGCUUAUGCUGAAUCCGGUUACGACCAAAAGGCCAAAUCCGCAUCUUCUUCCAAGGCCAGCCGUUCUUUGAACAAAGAAGACUCUACCACUGCAUAUAACAACGGAGUUGUCGCACCAGGUGUUUGGGGUCCAGCUGUUGUUGGCGGUUCAGGUUACUCAACUAAGUCUAAGCUUAACGCCGCUGAAAGUUCCGAAAACGCACAAUCCCAAGAAUCUUCUAACAAGGGUUACUCCAAGAUUGCUUCAGGUUAUCCCAGUUACGGUAUUUAUGGUGGUGGUGCCUAUUCUGAAUCUGGUUACGACCAAAGCGCCAAAUCUGCUUCCUCUUCUAAGGCCAGCCGUUCCUUGAACAAAGAAGAGUCUGCCUCUGGUUACAGCCAAGCUGCAUACCCAAGCUACUCUCUCUAUGGAUGGGCUUAA